AUGGAGUGUAAAAUUAUUUUAUUGAUUGCGGUUAUUUUCAGUUGUAUAUUGUUCUGUAAGGCUCAGUCUUAUGACGAUGCUCGUUGUAAAUGUUUAUGUCCAAAUCCUUCUGUGGUAAAUGGUACUGAUAGGUCUAAUAGAAAAUUGUAUAUAGGAAAUGGACCACCCAAUAAAUGCAAUUGUGAUGGAGUUAUAUUACCUCAAUUGGGAGACGAUUUGAAAGGAAAAGAACAAGAAUUUUGUCCUAGAUGUGAAUGUAAAUAUGAAAAUCGUAAUACUGCCAUCAUAAAAGUAGUAGUUAUAAUUGUAAUAUGGGUUAUAUCACUCCUAUGCAUUUACAUGCUAUUUUUAAUGUGUUUGGAUCCUUUACUUAAUAAAAGAUCAAAAGGAAGUUAUUUGGAACAUACAAAUGAAGAAGAAGAUUCUUGUCAAGAUAUAGGUGUAUCAUCUCAUCCUAUGGGACUGAGAGGAAAUGUUUUAAAUAGAGUAGGACAUCAACAAGAUAAGUGGAAAAAACAAGUUAGAGAACAAAGAAGGAAUAUAUACGAUAGACAUACAAUGUUAAAUUAA
Pediculus humanus corporis (human body louse) is the source of this 570-nucleotide messenger RNA. RefSeq lists its product as uncharacterized. The record is from RefSeq and is a predicted model, not a curated record. Gene Ontology annotation, cellular component: lysosomal membrane. NCBI's taxonomy places the organism in Eukaryota, Metazoa, Arthropoda, Insecta, Psocodea, Pediculidae. The transcript has 3 exons. Bases 1 to 570 code for a protein of 189 amino acids.